Messenger RNA from Topomyia yanbarensis, 5428 nucleotides. Its product is annotated as protein SCAI. Gene Ontology annotation, cellular component: nucleus. The coding region runs from base 251 to 2071 and encodes 606 amino acids. Gene Ontology annotation, biological process: DNA-templated transcription. Gene Ontology annotation, molecular function: transcription corepressor activity. Lineage: Eukaryota; Metazoa; Arthropoda; Insecta; Diptera; Culicidae. The transcript is spliced from 11 exons. The record is from RefSeq and is a predicted model, not a curated record.
ACUCAAAUCUAGUAAUAUAGAUUUUGCCUUAAAAAUUAUUGAAAAAGUUCUAUUUAAACUAGUUUAACCGAAUUAAAACUACUUUUAAAGCUAGGCGUACGUUCGAGUGCAUGCGUUCGAGUAGGAAUUAAUUCGCUGUAAGUGCGGCAUCGAUGGAAAAAUGAAGAUUUGCUUUCUCGUUUCUUGACCAAGGAAAAUUUUCCCUCUGGAUGGAGACAUUCAGAUAGCUUACCAAUGAACAUCUGACGGCAUGGUUAAGAUGGCCGCAACCGAAGAGCAAGAUAGGAAAAUAGUACUGGAGUUCUGCCAUCUGUUGGAGAAGUCUAAGCAGCUGUUCAACGGGCUGCGAGAUCUCCCUCAGUACGGACACCGGCAGUGGCAGGCGUACUUUGGGCGUACCUUCGACGUGUACACGAAGCUGUGGAAGUUCCAGCAGCAACAUAGACUAGUCCUAGAUUCUAAGUACGGAUUAAAGCGAUGGCAAAUCGGUGAAAUAGCUAGUAAAAUUGGACAGCUCUACUAUCAUUAUUAUCUUAGAACAAGCGAAACAAAUUAUCUGAAUGAGGCUUAUUCGUUUUAUUCUGCGAUCAGGGGGCGUGCGUAUUACUCCCGUGCAAUCAAAGAGGACCGACCGGAUCUGAUGGUUAAAAAAUUACGUUACUACGCUAGAUUUAUUGUUGUUUGUUUACUGUUGAAAAAGAUGAAGCUAGUGAGAGAAUUAGUUAUCGAAUUAGAACGUCAGAUACAAGAGUACACGACGACGUACGAACCUGAGGAUCAACUGGAGUGGUCACUCGUUCUGGACGAGAUCAAGGGAUUUAUCAAGGCGGAGGCAGCCGUUGCGGUGCUUCAUGCGGACACGAAUCCCAUCGUUCUGUCGCACAGCGGUUCUGGUUCUAGGUUAAGUCCCCUGACGACGCCGCCGUGCGAGCGGACACCACACAUGACCCUCAGCCUUCAGGAAAUACUGAUUGUAGGGUCCGCCUGUGAACAGGCCAAGUUCUCAGAGCUCACAAUGGAUAUGUUUAGAAUGUUACAAACUCUCGAACGGGAACCAACGGAAUCGAUGCAUCCUCUGACGGGUCAUCCGAUGAGUACACAUGGCGGUCCUCAUGACGCUAGUCCUGCAGCAAGUAGAAUGCCACCGUACGGUGUGCCAGGGUCCAAAGGAUAUGUUGAGAAUGGAGAUAGGCGAGGAAUGCGUGAUAACCCUCACAAGUAUCUUCUGUAUAAACCAUCACUCAGCCAACUCAUGGUGUUUCUGUCGAGCGGCUUCAAAGAGUUGCCACCAGGAGGAGCGCUACUGUUGUACAUGUCUGCCGAUGGGUGUUUCUCGACUACGAAACACCCGCAAGAUUAUGGUUAUGAGUUGGGCGGGUUAGCAACAAGCGUCAAACGGGACGCGGUCGACGGUGGACUCGCGGUUAGGGGUAAAUCUAGCGCAGGCUACAAAGAACCACACUGUCUCUAUCCAGGAGAUCUGUAUCCAUACACGCGUAGACCACUGUUUAUAAUAAUCGAUUCGGAUAAUUCGUUUGUGUUCCAGCACAUACCAAGGUACUUUGGUCAACCACUUGUGAUAUUGAUGUCACCGCAAGACGUUCCGGCGAACUUCCAAGGUAUGAAUUUACAACAUCAUGGUUCCCUGUUCACUCUGUUCCUGCAUUCGCCUAUGACUGCGAUAUGCUACAUUUGUAACGUUGGCGACGUUCCCAUUCAUCAUUGGGAGCGAUGCCAGAAUUACGUGGAUCGAUUCGUCACAGAAGCAUCUCGACUGGUGACACGAUGUCGGAUGGAUGAGAUAGAACAGGGCAUAGGCUACAUAGAUUCGUCUUACGUACAAUUCUUUGGGGACGAUUUUCUACGCACACUAAUCCUUCGGUUUGUAUUCUGUGAUGUGACCUUACGACUACACCGCGGCUUCCGUGGGCGACAUCAGCGGCCACGCUGCGAACCUCCUUUGCCGGCAGCAGAACUGGUGGAGCAUCCAUCGUUAGCUCACAUCGUACUGCAACUAGCGUCGGCGUUAGACGUCAGGGGCCAUUUUGUCGAGGGUCCCGAAGGCGAUUGAUGGAGGAGGUCAUCCGACCGGAAAGUGGCUGACCAAUGGGGUAGUAUCAAUAAGCCCAGUUACGUUGUUGGUGAGCUACUGCUGCAAUUUUCACUAUUGAAAGAGAAACGGGAGCGAACUAUUGGUAAGCGUAACAUUUUCGAUGACUGGUUGUCGUCGAUGGACUGCGACAAGAUUGUGUUUGUACUGGCACUCAUCGCUAGUGAAGUGAUCGAUGGUGGCGGUGAUCGUAUGGAAUGUUGUCUCGAGAUGCAAUACUACGCUAGAAAGCUUUUUAUGAUUUGAGCACUAAUAUACCAGGGGCAGGCCGCGAGAAGAAUCAUUACAUGAGACAGAAUGUCAAAGCUAGGAACUCACAAAGGAUAUAACGGAUGCUUUGUUACUAUUUCUAUUUAUUUUAUGUAUGUUUAUAGCUUUUUACGCUAAUUGUUGUUACUUAUACACUAUAAUAGAGCAAUGGAAAAGACGAAAUCGUGUAACGGAUUGUGUAUUUUGUACUCACUCUGCGAUACAAUUUCACUAGAUAUCAAUAGAAACUCACUCGCUAUAGCUACUGACAAGUAGAUUCAAAUAGUAGGCAGAAAACAAAUCUUAGGCUGAUCGGAUGGAUUUUUGAGUAAGUUGCUUUAAUAGAAUUACGUGUACUGAAACGUUUUCGGAAGCCUUGAACUGGAAAAACCGUAUGUGCGCGAACAGCUUGAUAUCAUGAACAUUGAGAAUUCAAGCAAACAGAAUGUUUCAUGAAUUAUACGAAUGAACUGGAAAUGAAAAUCAUAUAUCGAUUUUGGGCUCUCGGUGAGUGUGGUAUUUGAUAUCGAAGACGAUUUUGUUAUUCUUUGAGAGAUUCAUAUGACAUUAGAGUUAUUAUCAGAAAGUUGUUUUGAACCAUUCUACGAGAAUUGACCUCUCACACACACUGAUUAUGCCGCAGUUUUGAUGAAAUGUAGCGGCUCAAUACCUGGUAUGUUACAUUUCGUAUUCCUUGCAGCAAAGUCUGCAGUAACUAGAUGUAAAUUAGCAUAGUAUCACUUAAGAAUCACCCAACACGGAAGUGGAUUUCAUAUGACUUACCUCGUUUAAUGUAUACAGCAGUGAUGUUCAACCUUUUUCGUUCCAUGUACCCCUUUCCGAAUAUUGAAUCUUUUCAUGAACCUCCUUGAUUAAAAUUGCUUACCUCUCUGUCAGAAAAGAAAAGAAAUAUUCAAUUGGAUGAAUGCCAUAGUUUUUCAAUUUGAACUCUGUUCCUGAACACUCUCAGACAUAGUUUUUAUUCUUGGCUCGCAUGAACCAAUAUUUAAGGGUUCUGAGAGGAAUGUUAGGAUAACAAGUUAAAGUUUACCCCGCAUAAUUCACCGCCUAUAAUAGUCUAAUUCACCCCCGGUUGAAAACCGCCGGUAUACAGGGUGGCAAAGUGAAAGUGAUAUAGAGGAUCUCGGGCUAUUUUGCCGUAUUUUCAAUUUUUAUUUUGUAUCGCUUUGAUUUAAGUAGGUCGUGCAAAAUAUACAAGUUGCAUAAAAGGGCAGACUGUUGGUAACAUCUAAGAAUUUUUUCAACAUGUGGAAAUAGCUCUUCUACGAUAACUUUCAUUCUCUCCGGACCCCGCCAGUCUUCUUAUCAUCGCCAUGAUAACUCCAUAGGCGUCGCCCACGGAUUUGAAUUGGUUUUGCGAUAUAGCUCGGCAGGGAAGCGGAAGGCUCUCUUACUAAGCUUGAUUACCUUGUUAAGUGCGGUUCGUGCAGUAUUACACGCUGGUCUUAGAUCUGCUCAUUCAACGUCGCUAUAGGUUCUCUGCAUUCUCCUGCAGGCUCCGUGGCAACUAGUACGUAGGUCAGCAAUCUUUGAGUUCCACCAGAAGGCUUAAUUGGUGUAAUCUUUCAUGGCAUGGUUGCAUUGCACGCUCUUGCUAAUGCCGUUAUCAUCUCAUCUGUACUGAAAGUACAGAUUAUUGCACUCGAAUCUCAACGCUUCGAUGAAAUCUCUUUUGUUGAACAAUAACGAAGUUUUCCACCUCUGCUAGUUUGAUUGAAUCACACACGCUUCCAACUGCCGCUUUUAAUAGUGUACUGGAUCGCUUGGUGGUCACUGUGGAUGUAAUCCUCGCACACUCUCUAGUUCAAGCUUCCCGUGGCAGCAGUAUGUAACAUUAAUAACCGUUUUUCGAUGUUUCCGGCGGUGUUGAUGGUACCAUUGUUGGCAACAUCGAUGUUCAGUUUUGCAAAGGCCUCAAGCAGACUGCUUCGAUCGGUAAGCUCUUCUGUCAGUUCAUCGGAUAUUUCUGUAAAUUGAUCGAUCGUUCAUCGCGGAGUACGCGCCUGCAGAAGAAGGCUUCAUUAAUUUUGGCGAUAGUAAAGCCUUCAUCUGCGCGAUAAAGCUCUUCCGGCUGGAAUACGAAGUGACACUUAAACUUCGUUGCAGAUUGCCGCAGCAACUGUUGUGUAGAAGGGCAUUGCAAACAAAAAUUUCUCGUAUUAUGACAAAUGUCAAAGUAAGCUCAGAUGCCAAAUUACACAUCAUUUGGACAAUUCUUGACUCCCGCCCACUUGGCUUGAAAUUAUGGAGGAAAAAUAUGGCUUUUGAAAUUAUGAAGGAAAAAUAUAUUAAAUGCUAUAACUUUUGAAGUAGCAAUUAGAAAAUAACAAUUUAUACCUCUUUUUUAUAGAAAUAACCUUAGUAUUUGAAUGGAAAUAUUCCAGUUUCUAGAAAAAUACGGAAAAGGUAGGUACUGAGUCAUUUUGGCCCCAAAAUCCCCUAUAUUUAAAAAAAAUUCCGUGAUGCAAAUCGUAGACAUUUUGCAGUAUUUCUAAUGUGAAAAAAUCUCAGAAAUCGAACGGAACCUUUCUGACCUUUUUCCGAAUACGAGAAGUUGGGGUUAUUGGGCCUUUUGUUAUUCAUAUAAAAAUUUAUCAUUUUCUCGUGCAUAUAUCUCUAUUAUUCUGCAAUCAAUUAUCAUAAAAUGUAACUUGUUGAACGUGAAAAAUUCUUAGGAAUACAAUGAAAAUAGAUUCGUUAGCGGUAAAAUUCAGAAACAUCAAUUUUUUUGACAUUAACUCUAUAAAUUACAUGUUUUUCAUUAAAAGUCCUAAUACCCCAACUUCCCCCAUUUUUCCACGAUGGAAACUUUUCUCAUUAGAUCCCCAAGCGUAUUUCAUACUAAAUGGAGGUAAUAUGUGCGAUUUUAUGAUAAAAAUGUGAAAUCGAGACUACAUGUCAGAUAGUUUGAUGUUUCUGAAUAUUACCGGUAACGAAUCUAUUUUUAUUUUGUUCCAACAAGAUACAAUUUGUUAAAAUUGAGUGAAGAAUAAUAGAGCAAUAUGCACGAAAAAAUGAUCAAAUUUAAUAUGAAUAACAAAAGGUCUU